UGUAAUUUCACCAGCACCCGUACCCUUCAAAAGCGGAACACAGUAAUGCUGACAUUACUGCUUGGCGGCAAAAAUAGGUAAGGUGACAGUAUUACCCUGGACGAACUCUUUCACAAGGACCUCUACUACUAUUAUAAGAUCACCAGAUAUAUCUACCUGCUGUGUGCAUUGAUGGAUGAGUGAAAGACAAACCUGGGUCAAUGACUACGUAACGAACUUUUCUAUAUUUUAAAUUAUGACUUUUUUUCAGUUCAUGUACGAAGAAUACACUGGCUUCUAGUGAAAAUGUUAUUUUUAUACUUUAUUUCUUUGACAGCAUUAUUCGUCAACGCGUUUCCAAGGAAUGAUAUCAAAAUUGUAAUUGAUAACGAUGCUGGAAGCGACGACGCAAUAGCAAUUUUUAUUGCCUUACUUUAUGAGAAAUAUUUUCAGGGACCAGAAGUGAUCGCUUUAACAACAGGAAACUGUAAUACAAUAGAAGAUAACGUGAAUAUUAACAACCAGAAAAUUCUGAGAGCAGCUGGAAGACAAGAUAUACCAAUAUACAGAGGAUCAAACUCUUCACUAAUCAUAACAAACACUGAAACAGAUUAUUACUUUGGUCAAGAUGGGUUGGGAGAUAAUAACGAGACGUUAACAGGACUGGUACCAGCGCAGAAGCAGGGCGCUGUCGAAACUCUUUUAGAAUUGUCUAAAAAGCAUGAAGGUAAAUUGAUUCUGAUUACUAUCGGAGCCCUCACAAAUGUAGCUUUGGCUAUAAAGUUGGAUCCUGAGUUUUUGCAACGAUUUAAUCAUCUGUAUGUUGGUGCGGCACACGUCGAAAGCGAACGUUACCCAAACCCCGAAUUCAAUGCUCGCAUGGACGUUGAAGCUUACCGUAUAUUAGCUCAAUACGCAACUCCGGAUAAAGUUACACUUGUUCCUUCCUCACAGGUACAUGAUUAUUUGGACAUAGAUCUGGAUUGGCGACAAAAUAAGCUUGGGAAAAUAAAUACGGAUUCAAUAAAAGCUAUUAAUUCAUAUGAAAGGGUAUCUUUGCCUAAAAAUAAAUCGUGGGUUUUGCUCGACCUGGCUGUUAUAGCGACAGCAUUAAGUAAUGUACCUUUAAAGAACGGGAAAGAACCUGAUUUUGUAACCGAGUACAAGUUUUCGAAGAAUGAUAUUAUUUUAUGUGGAAAUAAACGGGGAAUAAACACAGAUAAUUUUGGAAAAGAAGAAAACGCAAAUGUCAGAGUAGCUUAUAGUUUCGAUGUAGAAAAAUACAAAUCGUUUCUAAUGGAUAUAUUUACAGCAGAAUUGCGGUGAUCUUAGUGUUUUUUAAUAUAUUAUUUGUUACGUACAAUAUAUGCAAAAUUGCC
Messenger RNA from Hyposmocoma kahamanoa, 1358 nucleotides. RefSeq names its product probable uridine nucleosidase 2. Gene Ontology annotation, molecular function: hydrolase activity, hydrolyzing N-glycosyl compounds. The record is from RefSeq and is a predicted model, not a curated record. NCBI's taxonomy places the organism in Eukaryota, Metazoa, Arthropoda, Insecta, Lepidoptera, Cosmopterigidae. The transcript is spliced from 8 exons. Bases 286 to 1305 code for a protein of 339 amino acids.